Molecule: messenger RNA, 1173 nt
Organism: Emiliania huxleyi CCMP1516
Lineage: Eukaryota; Haptophyta; Isochrysidales; Noelaerhabdaceae
Exons: 4
Coding region: 1-1173 (390 amino acids)
Biological process (GO): base-excision repair
Molecular function (GO): DNA-(apurinic or apyrimidinic site) endonuclease activity; phosphoric diester hydrolase activity; double-stranded DNA 3'-5' DNA exonuclease activity
Source: RefSeq, a predicted model, not a curated record
AUGCGCCUUCCCCUCCCGCCGCGUCUUUGGCUGGCCGCUCCCGCCUCGGUCUCCAUGAGCCACAUCUCCAUGAGCCACUCCGAUGCGGAGCUGGCCUCGCUCACCGUGGCUGCGCUCAAGGAGCGUCUCCGGGAGCGUGGGCUGCGAGUCUCUGGAAGGAAGGCUGAUCUGAUCGAGCGGCUGUCUGCGCCGUUGUCCUCGCCUUCACCAGGGCCGCCGCCGCCGCUGCCGCCGCCGCCGCGAGCUCCGAGGCGGCCGAACAGCGCCCGUCCGCCUGUGCCCAUCGACGCGACGCCUCGAAAGGCGGGCGCCGCAGGGCCUGGCGCCCGGCGGCUGCGCGCCGCCUCGUGGAACGUGGCUGGCCUGCGAGGGCUGCUGCGCCGCGAGGAGGGGCGGUCGACGCUGCGGCGGCUGGUCGACGAGGAGGGCGUCGACGUGCUGAUGCUGCAGGAGACCAAGCUGCAAGAGAGCCACGUGGCGGAGGUCGAGGCGGCGCUCUACGAGGCGCUGGGCGGCGGCGAGGCGUGGCGCGCGGCGUGGGCAUGCUCGACGGCGCGCAAGGGGUACGCGGGCGUGUCGACCCUGUGGCGGCGGCGCGUUGGGGACGCCGCCUGCCGCCCGCUCUCAGUCGACCCGGCGCACGAGGCGGACAGGGAGGGGCGCGCGUUGCUGUGGGAGCUCAGCGGGGCGUCGGCGGUGGGCGGCGGCGGCGGCGGCGGAGGGCCGCGCCUCAAGCUGAUCAACGUCUACGUGCCCAACUCGGGCGCAGACUUGCAGAGGCUCGAGUACCGCACGGACCGCGCGGCGGGGUGGGACGCGAGGUUCCGCGCUGCUAUCGCGGCGCAGGCGACGGGCGAGAGUCGCGUGUGCGUGUGCGGCGACAUGAACGCCGGUACGACGCCCGAGGAGCGCGCAUCGCUGCGCUGCUUCCUGGCGCCGCCGCUCGGCAUGCGCGACGCCUUCCGCCAGGUGCACGGGCGUGCCGCGGGGCAAUACACGUACUGGUCGCAGCGAGCGCGCGCCCGCCCCGCCAACCGAGGGCUCCGGAUCGACUACUUUCUGCUCGCGUCCGGCGUCCCGCCCGCCGCAGUCGUCGACGUGCAACAUCUGCAGGAGAUGCACGGGAGCGACCACUGCCCCAUCUUGCUCGAGCUCGACCUCGCGCGGCUGUGA